UGCAACUGUAGGAAGUCCGGAGCACCAGAGACAGAGAGAGAGCAAGAGGGAAACAGAGGGAGAGAGAGAGAGAGAGAGAGUAAGAGAGAGAGGGAGGGAGCCGCUUUGCCGGGAGGCUGGGGCAAACCGCGUCCGAGGAAAUAUUAAUGACCUCACUACACAAGGUCCACGUGCUGAUACAACUGCAGUCCGUAGCCUCCCACCGCUGUACAUGAGAUCAUUUUGUCUGCCUCUACCGCGGCAGGCAGGAGAGGGGAGGUUAAGCCAGGGAUCCUUCUCCUGAUUUGGGAGCGUGGCAGCUGAAAGUGGAUCCGAAGUUCUCUGUCACAGACACUUUGUCCGGAGGGGAUUAAGCAGCUGGGAGGAUCUCCUUUCACAAGAUGAGCAGCUGCAGGAAGAGAUGCAAGAGGGAAAUUCUGAAAUUCGCCCAGUACCUCUUCAGAUUGAUCACAGGCACUCUGAACACAGACAGCGUUGAAGAUGAGCUGGAGAUGUCCACGGUUCGCCACCGUCCUGAGGGACUGGAACAGCUGGAGGCCCAGACCAGGUUCACAAGGAAGGAACUGCAGAUCCUCUACAGAGGCUUCAAAAACGAAUGUCCAAGUGGGGUCGUAAAUGAAGACACCUUUAAAGACAUCUAUUCACAGUUCUUCCCACAGGGAGAUGCGUCAACGUAUGCACAUUUUCUGUUCAAUGCAUUCGACACAGAUCACAAUGGAUCUGUGAGUUUUGAGGACUUUGUCAUGGGCCUUUCUAUUCUGCUGCGGGGUUCAGUACAAGAGAAGCUGAACUGGGCAUUUAAUUUGUAUGACAUUAAUAAAGAUGGAUAUAUAACUAAAGAGGAAAUGCUAGAUAUUAUGAAGGCUAUUUAUGAUAUGAUGGGGAAAUGCACAUACCCAAUACUGAAAGAGGAGGCACCCAGACAGCAUGUAGAGAUCUUCUUCCAGAAAAUGGACAAAAAUAAGGAUGGAGUGGUGACUAUAGAUGAGUUUAUUGACUGCUGCCAAAAUGAUGAAAAUAUAAUGAGAUCAAUGCAGCUCUUUGAAAACGUCAUUUAACACAAGACUGACUCAGAGUUCCAGAAUGGCCACUCCCUCCAUGUCCUCAGCUAUUUCUCAAGAGGACCUUCAACUUCAUACUGCAUAAUGUCAUCAGCAACUUGCUGGGAAGCGUAUGUCUGUAUAUUAUGCAAACUAAGCUUGUUUGAUGGUUAAACUCCUACUUGACCUUAUUGUUUCCCUUUUUUAAACAGUAG
Molecule: messenger RNA, 1255 nt
Organism: Megalops cyprinoides (Indo-Pacific tarpon)
Lineage: Eukaryota; Metazoa; Chordata; Actinopteri; Elopiformes; Megalopidae
Gene: kcnip4
Product: Kv channel interacting protein 4
Exons: 8
Coding region: 381-1058 (225 amino acids)
Biological process (GO): regulation of potassium ion transmembrane transport
Cellular component (GO): voltage-gated potassium channel complex
Molecular function (GO): calcium ion binding; potassium channel regulator activity
Source: RefSeq, a predicted model, not a curated record